GAUAAUAAAACAAAAGCUCAGAAAAAUAUAGAACAGUCACAGUUAAAACAAAAAAAUCGACAUGAUAAAAACUUAAAGGAGGCACAAUUUAAACGAGGUGACUCAGUUUUAUUAUAUAAGAGCAAUUUACGGGACAAAAGGAAAUUGGAAGAGCGAUAG
This is a messenger RNA of Funneliformis geosporum, 159 nucleotides long. Lineage: Eukaryota; Fungi; Glomeromycota; Glomeromycetes; Glomerales; Glomeraceae. The record is from the annotation of a GenBank genome assembly.